This is a messenger RNA of Peniophora sp. CBMAI 1063, 1554 nucleotides long. The record is from the annotation of a GenBank genome assembly. NCBI's taxonomy places the organism in Eukaryota, Fungi, Basidiomycota, Agaricomycetes, Russulales, Peniophoraceae.
AUGGUCAAUCUGCUCCUUCGAUACUCGGCCAUCCUGGUUUCUGGCGCUGGAGUGGCUUUGGCCACGGCAUCGCGCUCAUUUGGCCUGAAACUGCCGCUUCCUCAACCUCUCGGCGCCGACCAGACUCGUCCUGGUGUUCUGGACACCAAUGGCAGUACAGUCCCGCCGCUGAAUACGGUCUACUACUUCGACCAACUGAUCGAUCACGAUGACCCGAGCAAGGGCACCUUCCAGCAGCGAUACUGGAUGGCAUGGGAUUCCUAUGAAGAUGGGGGUCCUAUCAUACUCUUCACGCCGGGAGAGGAGAACGCUCAGCAGUACACCGGCUAUCUUACAAACGAUACCAUCAACGGACAGAUCGCUCAACAGCAUGGUGGAGCGACUAUCGUCCUCGAGCAUCGCUUCUUCGGGGAGUCGAACCCAUACGACGAUCUCACAGUCCAGAGCCUACAAGUUCUCACGCUCGCGCAGAGCAUCGAGGAUCUGGAGUACUUUGUGAAGAACGUCAAGGUUCCCGCGCCCAUCGAUGACCCCAGCAGUGCCCCGUGGAUCUUAGUAGGCGGCAGCUACUCUGGAGCAUUGACGGCUUGGAUCAUGGCCGCAAAGCCAGAUCUCUUCGCCGCAGGUUGGACCUCCUCCGCCGUCGUUGAGAUCAUCGUCGACUACUGGCAGUUCUUUGACAUCAUAAGGACUUACAUGCCUUCUAACUGCUCAAGCGACGUCCAAGCUUUGAUUGCCCACUUUGAUGCGGUCGCUGACGACCCUGAAGCCGCCGCUGCUCUGAAAGCACAGUUCGGGAUGGAAGACGUCGAGCACUACGACGACGUCACCGUUACACUGAAGAACCCUCUAUAUGCGUGGCAAGACAUGCAGUAUGGCAGCGAAGAAAGCGGCUUCUACAUCUUCUGCGACAGACUUGAGGUCAAGGACAACGAGACCGCACCAGCUGAGGGCUGGGGUCUGGAACACGCCUUGUCUGCGUGGGGCGCGGACUUCAAGGAUGGUUAUCUUCCGGCGAUCUGUGCUGGUCAGAACUACAGUAUCUGUCUGGAUACGUAUAAUGCGUCUUCCGAAGUCUACACCAGCACAUCUGUUGGCGAUACCACGCGUGCUUGGAUGUGGGUCAAAUGCAAUGAGGUUGGCUGGUUCCAGGAUGCCGCACCUGACGAUCAACCAACGAUCGUGUCUCGUACACUGCAACCUUCAAAUCAGGAGCUAAGACAGUGUCAGUACUACUUCCCGGAGCAAUUUUCGGAUGGAGAGCCGUCAUCUGCGCAAAUCUUGAAGACAAACGACAUCUACAAAGGCUGGGAUAUAGACGUCCAGAACGUCUUCUUCGCCAAUGGCGUACGUGACGUCUGGAGGGGAGCCACGCUCUCUGCAGACUCUGUCGUCCCACCCAACAUCCCGCCCUCGCACAUUGGUCUCCACAACGGCUUCCAUACCAGUGACCUGAUUGUGGCCAACAACGUCGACGCCAGCGUUGCGGAUGUGCAGGGAAAGGGGCUCGAGUUCAUCCGACAGAUGCUCGCUGCUUGGAAGCCUGUGGCCUGA